CAGGUUAACUACCUGAUAAAAAAUCUGGCUGUUCGGGGUGUGAAGUAUGGGGUAAUAGACAUGACUGAUCCAAGAUUGAUCCAGUUCCCACCCAACUUGUCAGCUGAGUACCGUAAUCUUUGGUGCAUGUUUCGUUAACAACUUUAACAACCUAUGCAGUGUUGUUGAUGAAAAAGGCCGGAGUUUUAAUGGCUGAAUCAAAUUUCAUGUCAACUGAAUAUAGAAUGAUACAUAAAAAGGUCUGCCGCUUCUCUUGAAAUAGAAAACCUGACAAGACACUUGGUUUAACGUGACGUAAUACCAUAUCACGUUCAGGUUACAAAUUAUAAAAUCUGAAUGCAUUCCUCAAAUGACAAUUGAAGGGCUAUCAUCAGAUCUGUUUGUUGCAGAUUUAAGAGAGCAGAGGAUGAAAACAUAUGUGACAUGGAUUAUUAUAAUAAAUCAUUUUUUGAUACUCAAAAGGACUAUAAAUCUUUCAACAAUUUUAACUUAAGUUUUAAACGUUGAAGUUAAAUGCAACUUCAUUAUUUGUGUGAAGCAUAUCUUGAUCAACAGGUUAUAAUUUUUUUUGUGAAAAAAAUAAAUAUAGAAGAAUCAUGGGUUGUGUUCGAAGCCAGCAUUCAACUGAAGAUGACGGGGAGUAUAUUGAGACUCUAACUUUGCGAAGACAGAUCAGUAAACGGAAUACUGGUGGACCGACUCAAAACUUGAAAAUCUCCAUCUCUGUCAUAGCAGAUCCUAUGUCCAGUGAUGAUGAAACUGCUCCAUCUGUUAUGUGUAAUGUACAUAGUGUGCAUAAACAUAGUUUUAAUACUGUUUCGCAUAUGGAAGGGAGGAAGUACACAAAGUUUCCGCACAUGGUCGGGUACAAGAUGUGUCGUGCGUGUAACAAGGCACGGGAAGAUGUUUUAAACACUGUUGCCCCAGAUGGUGAUGAAAAGGAGAUUUGUAGAAAGUGUUCGGUGAAAAAACGCAAAAACAGUGAAAAAAAGAAGAAUUUGAAGAACUUAAACAAGGAAAGUUUAAACAUCGCUUCAGUCAGUCAAUCAUUGGCCACCAAAACAGUGGAAGUUUCGAAUAAAAUCGACAUUACACACUUUGCAAGCCUUCUUGCUCUGACCGCUCUUGACCUGACUGCCCCAGCCAGCGAGGCGAUAUUGAAGAAUCGGAAAAACACAUGGAUACAGCUGGCCGGUCACCCUGGAGGAUUUGCGCCAGCUGGACCCAACACAAUAUGGAAGAAACGUUACACAAAGGACAACAACGAGGCAGAGGCGUACGAGGCGUUAAUGGAGGACCCUGCCCACGACGUUGUUCCCAUCUUCUACAGGGAAGUUGAAUACAACUCAGAAUAUUUUAUUGAGAUAGAGGAUUUAUUGCAGCAUUUUACCGACCCCAACAUAAUGGACAUAAAAAUGGGGACUAGAACAUUCCUGGAAGCAGAGGUUAUGAAUUCUACGCAGCGAAAAGAUCUCUAUGAUAAAAUGGUGGCUCUGGAUCCAGACGCACCGACUGCAGAGGAAAAACGUCUGCAGAGCAUUACAAAACUGAGAUAUAUGCAGUUCAGGGAACAGGAAAGCUCAACGGCAGAUUAUGGCUUCAGAAUAGAGGCUGUUCGUAUAUCAGGGGAGCCUCCCACUACGAACCUAAAGCGUGUUAAAACUAAGGAGCAAAUCCAUGACGUGCUGUCGAGGUUCGUACACAAUAGUCAGCAUAUUCAGGGUCUUCUGCUUGAGAGAUUGAGAGAUAUUCGGGACAAACUCCAGGAAUCUUCAUUCUUCAUGUCACAUGAGUUAAUUGGCAGCUCUGUACUGGUAAUGUAUGACCAGAGUGGGAAAUGUGGCAUCUGGGUAAUAGACUUCUCCAAGACCAACCCUGUACCGGACGCUGAGCCAAUCACACAUCGCCUUUCUUGGUCGCUAGGCAACCAUGAAGAUGGAUUCCUCUUUGGGAUCGAUAAUCUCAUACAGUUUUUCUCUGAUAUAGAAGUAAAAGAAGAAAUCACUGCAAAUGUUUGUCAAAGUCAAGCAAGAGAAGAAGGGGUUUCAUAGUAUCUGAGCUAUAAAUAGAUGUUCUGUUCUAAAAAUAGUACCUUGUCCAUAAAUAGAAACACUAAAAAUAGAUCAAAUGUGAUGCCUCAAUAUGUGGGUGCAUUUCAAGUUCUACCUGAGGUAAUAAUUGGCUAAUUAAUUUCAAUUGUUGUGCGGAUUUUCAAUUAGGGAUUGUUUGACAUGAUAUCAUUUACAUGUAUUUGCCAAAUAUUAAGGCCAAUUUACUGACAUAUGUUAAGGUAUGUUUAGUUUUCUGAAAAUUGUUCAGUUUUUAACAAUUCAAAAAUUUGUAUUAUUAAAUGCACCUUGACUUUGGUUGUAUUAGAUCCUCUUUCCUGAUCGUCAGCGAAUUCAUGACAACAUCUUACUAGAAAAUUAACAUUAUUUUAACAAUGUGAUGCAAAUGUUCUUGGAACUUGUAAUGCAAAAUGUUCAUAGGACCUGUAAGGAAAUGUUCAUGGAAUUUGUAAUGCAAAUGUUCAUGGACUUGUAAUGCAAAUGUUCAUGGAACUUCUAAUGCAAAUGUUCAUGGAAUUGUAAUGCAAAUGUUCAUGGACUUGUCAUUUAAAUAUUCAUGGAAUUUGUAAUGCAAAUGUUCAUGGACCUGUAAUGUUAAUGGAACUUGUAAUGCAAAUGUUCAUGGACUUGUAAUGCAAUUGUUCAUGGGAGUUGUAAUGCAAAUGUUGGUAUGCAUAUGUUUAUGGAAAUCAUAAUGCGACGGUUCAUGGUACAUGUAAUGCAAAUGUUGGUAUGCAAAUGUUUAUGGAUAUUGAAUGCAAUGGUUCAUGGUACUUGUAAUGCAAAUGUUGGUAUGCAAAUGUUCAUGGAACUCGUAAUGCGAUUGUUCAUAAGACAAGCAAUGCAAAUAUCUAGGCAAUUUUAAUGCAAAUAUUUAUGAGACAUGCUGCAGAAAUCAUUGAUUGCCUUAUAAGGUAAUUAAAAGCUAAAUGACAUGUUGGUGCUACUGACAUUCCAUUAAUUAUACCAACAGUAACAGGUGGUAGAAUUAGGAAUGCAUCCACUGUAUUUGAUAGCUAAUUAAAGGCAGCCAUCUUAAUUUUAAAAAGUAUAAAAAAGAUAUAUAUGGGAGCAAAUGUAGAAAUUACCACAAAAGUAUUAAAAUCAAAUUCUAAAUCAUCCUAAUGCCACCCAUUCAACCAGGAAAGGGCUAAGAAAAAGGGCUCGUGCCAAGUUGAUUUUGUUUUUAGUAGUGCAUUCAGUUUUUCCAUUGUAAAAAUAGAUCUAGGCAUUUCACCCGCAGUUAAUCUGGUCAAAAUGUUUUAUUUUUAUUGUUUUAUUUUCUUUUAACUUAAGCACUGAUUAUGUUAUCAAAUGGACUGUUCAAGUUUAUGAUAACUUUGCAUGUAAUAGGGUUAAACCAUUUGCGCUCGGCUGCCUUUAAGUGUUGAUGCCCAUUUUGUAUUUAUAUAAUUAGAUGUUGAAUAUUUCUUUUUCGAUAUUUGCUCAUAUUCUAGGGCAUACAUUGACAUUGUUGACAUCAUCUGUUUAAUCUAUUAUAUCGUUCUGUGUAAAUGCUAUGGAUAGUUGUGAAUUGGAUUUGUUUAUGGCCUAUUGGUUUACUUGACAACUAAUUUUGUGUGGUCAACAUUUUGAGAUGGAUUCUGUUUAUUUGCAUCAUUUGUAUGUUACUUUGCCUGACAAUAUUGAAUUCCAUUCUGUUGUUGUAAAGAAUUAUUGCAAGAUAGUUUGUGUGGCUAUUACCAAGUGAUAUUAAAGGGACUAGACACCAGAUGGUCCAAAAUCAGCAAAUACAGUAUUUCCUCAAAACAAGCCUAAAAUUUUCAAUGCGAGCUAGAAGUAGGCCGAGUACAUUGCUUUGCUCGUACAUAGUAAAAUAAAAGAAUGCAACAAUCAUGCUGCUGUCUCAUCUGUUUCCUUGUUUAAAAUAGCGCAAAAUGGUUUCCCAAUUUAAAUCAUAUCUGUCUAUGAGUACAGAUAAUUAUCCAACUUUUUUAUUUAACUUACUGGGAUUUACAUGAUAGACAACCCUAGUAAAUUUAUAAUUGGAAAAAAUGCACAAAAACUGUGAAUGAUGCGUCAUAAGCAUACAUGCCAUAUCCUCUGGUGGGCGGAAAAAUCCCCCGCCGGGGGAUCCAUAUCCCCUGGAAUAAUAAAAAAAAAAAAAAAAAAAAUUGCUUAAGGUUGACAGUGUGAAGCAUCAAUAAUAUUAUGAGUGUGAAAUUCCAUGAAGGACCAUGAUGACUAAGUCCAAAAAUAAUUGUAAUUUGAGUGAAUUUCUGUAUUUAUUCUUAUAUUAUAAAUGCAGAUAUUGCGCAAGUUUUCGCCGCGUAAAAAUCCCCUGGUGUAAUAUCAAAAUCCCCUGGAAUUCAGACCAAAAUCCCCUGGGAAGCCUCUCAAAAAAAUAUGGCAUGUAUGCAUAAGCAAUGUGAUACAUUAGUAAGUAAGAUUCAAUGCAUUGUACACAGAUGUCAAAUUAAUGUUAGUUUUUGACAAUUUUCUUUUUUUCUUGCAAUUGUAUCAUCUGGUGUGUAGCCCCUUUAACCCCGCAAAUUGUAAUUCACUACAGAAAUUGCUUCCAAAUCCAUGUUUUAAAUUUGCAGUAUUAAUGAAAUUUAUCGUGGCAUUUAAAUAGACUUGGCUAAAAAAACGUAAAAUAUAUGCUUUGAUUAUUAUGCAAAUGUCACAUUGUUUAGCAGUUAGGCAUGAUUUACUAUAUCUAUCAGAAUGUGAUCAUACACAGAAAUGAGGAAUUUUAAGCCUCAAUCUGAGACCCAGACUUAGAAAUUUACAAUUUUAAUAGCUAAUUUUUUUUAUUUAGUAUGAUUGUUAUUUAUUAUUAAAAAAAAGGUUUACAGUUUUGAGUCUGAAGUCUCAGAAUGUUAUUGAAAUAUUCAAUAUAAUUCUUAUCCAAUUAUCCUCACUGAAUCCAUUCGCGCCAUUGGCCAGUUAUUUUUACAGUCCAAUCAAAAUACUUUAAUUCAAAUCUUAAAAUUAAGAAAAAAUCUAAGUUGGUUUAAUUGAAUACAGCCGCAGAUUUUUUUAUCAAGAAAAUAGAAGGUUUAUCAACAGCUUUGUUUGUUAACUAUUAAGCUUAACAACAAAUUUUGAGCAGUAUUUAUGAAGUGAAAAACAAUGAGAUUACUAUAAUUUAUAUCUUUAUGUUUAUUCUCCUUGUUUUACACCAUCCAUGAUAUUUCAAGAAUGUUUGUAAUUGCUAAUCUCAUUUUCAUGAUAUUUUUAAGUGUGAUUAUAUUUUGUGUUGCGUAAACCGUUUUUAAGUGUAGUUUUUGUCAUUUAAUCUUUUUUGUUGUUGUUUAAACAUUUUAUUGUGGUUUUAACUAUUUUAUUGUCGUUUAAACACUUAUUUUCUGUAUCGUUCAAAUUUAAUUCAAGGUUUAUAUUUUUAAUUGCAAAGUGAUAAAUAUAAAUUCCUUUUUAUGUUUUUUAUUGCCUUCUAUGACAUAAAGGGCCAAUUGUUAAGAGCUUUGUUAAAGUUAACGACGUUGUUAACAGCAUCGUUAAAAUGGCCCAUAGUUACACAUUUAUCUUGUUUUAACAAAUUAAUUAUUACCCUAUUAUAACUGAACUGAUGGAAAUUUUUAAGUUAACUGUUUUUAGAUUUUCCACUACAUUAAUUCAUAUACUUGUAUUGGCUUAUUAAAACAUAAACUACAUAAAUAUAUUUUAUUUUCAACCAUUGUAUUGUAUGUCUUAUCAAAACACUUAGAUUCAGUAUUUGUAAAUCUGAAAAUUUACUUAAAAUGUUAAAGUUCUUACUGCACAAAGGAAACAAUACAAGUUCAUAAUUUCAUAAGUUACAUGUAUAGGUGAAAACUAUUCUCCAAUGGAUCUUACUUACACUAAGGUCAUCUUUCAUUAACAUUGGGCUGAUUGUUCAACUUUGUUAACAGCAUUUUUGUUAACUUCUAAAGGUUAAACAAUUUUGUCAUGUGCUGAUAUAUUAAAAUAAACAGGCAAAACUAAAUCAGUUGUCUCAAUAUUUGUGAAAGGAGUUUUUAGUGUAUUAAAGAUUUGAAGUUAGCAAUGAUCAAGUUAACAACCUUAACUUUAACAAUUUUCAGCCCAUUGUUUUAAACACUUGACAUCCUGGUUGUGUAUAGUAUUAACUUGUUAUUGGCUCAGGUUCUUGUUAGCUUGCAAAAGUGUUGAAUAUGAUUUAAUUUAUAUUGUUGGGGAAAUUACUUGUGUAUUAACAAGAGAUUUUAAAACAUUGGAGUUCUAUUUUAAGGGACUCAUUCAUAUAUUUUAUAUUUAUAUUUUAUGAACAAAGACCAUACAGCCACUGAUAAACAGAAUUCAGUAAAUCCAAUCAAGAAUUGUUCAUUUUUCAAUAGUGUUACUUACGCUUUUCAGCCAAAUAGUGCUUCUUCUGUUACAUUAUUCUUUUUUUUAACAAAAGAGCUAAUUUGAACAUUUUUUGAUGUUUUAUCAUUGUUACAAGAAUUUUGUUCCCAUUUUACAAGAAAUAAAACAAAAUCAAAGUCUGUCACCCUAUGGAACUUGAACGAGUCUCUUUAAGACGAAACUAGAAUUCUGACUACAUAUUCCUUUAUCUUUAACAUGAUAAUGUGACAUCGCCUGCAAAAAAAUUUAAUGUGGAUGUAUACAAAUUACCAUUAAAACCAGAUUUGAAAAAGCAGAGGGUUUACAAAUAAAAUCAAACUUUUAACAAUAAGUAAACUUGAGCAAUAGAUUGUAAAUGUUCAAGAAAGAUCAAAAUAGCACUGAUUGUCAUCUAACGGGGCACAGUAUUUUGCGAAAAUAAGCACGUUACUUUAAAUGCUUCGGAACUCGUUUUUGCUGACAAUGUCAUUUUAUUCAUAUAUGUAUGUGUAUUUGUUGAAUAAACAAUCUCAGUUAAGGUUUUAAAUAUGUAGACAUUCCAUUAGCGAUAGCAACAUUGACAAAGAAACAAGUAAACUAUGCUAUGAACAGCAUUAUACUAAGAUAAAAACACAUUCAUAUUCGUCAAGUUUGAUUUUACUCUUAUUUUCCAAUUUAAAAUGACCUGUGGACAAUUGUUUAAAACUGGAUUAUUAAUUGGUUUGGUUAACGUUAGCCAAAAUGUUUAUCGAUUGGUCAAUAUUUGUCAAAAAAAACUCAUAUUAACCAAUCAAAUCAUUUAAAUGUGCAAACCAACCUAAAGAUAACCUGUGGACAACUUCAUGUGUUAUACAGUUGGUUACAGUAGGUUUUAUUUGGUGGUGUUGAGAUAAAUACAAAAAAAACUAUAAAAAAAUUCUCUCCUUACCUAAUCCUAGGCUCUUUCAAAUUAUGCAUGACUGUUUUUCAACCUAAAAGGAAGUGUGCCCUGCAUAUUCUUAGUAUGAUCGAUGUACCAGGAGCUCAGCAUGAAAAGGAUAGUAAUUUCAAUAAAUAGUGGGGCAGCUGUGAUGUUAUGCAUACCUUGUGCCACUAAGUAGGGUUUAUUUUUGGAUUUUUGACUUCUGGGCUUGUAGUAUAGAAACAUCCCAUGUACAUCAGAUUUCGUCAUCCUACUUUGAAAAUGUGAAAAGCAUCAUUCGGCAAGUUAUGAACUGUUACCUAAGUUAUGCUGCAUCUUUGACAAUAUCAAAUAUUGUCGUGGCGCCAACUUUUGACUUCAAAUUUCAGAAUUGAAAUUAUCUGGGGUUUUUUACUUAUUUAUUUAAAUAUUAACCGGCAUAAAUCUUGUAUACAAAAAGUCUGUAUAAAAAUAAAAUAUAUUUUUUGCUGUGAUCUAAUUUUCAUGCUAUUUUGCUCUAACGACUAAUGUGUGGUGCUAAAUCUACCUUUAUUAAUAUUUCUAGACUAGAUGUUGGUUUUACAAGGUAUUUUGUAGUUUAGUCACAUGCUGUAUGCAUCUUUUUAUCUUCUACUCAGGGUAAAUUUGGUAAAAAUGGAUAGUAGUUGUGCAUAAUUCCAUAUAAACCUUAACAGUUCCAUUAAUUGACAGACAAAUGGCCAAUUUUCUGCAUAUUUGUUUAAGUUAACAACAUUGUUAACAUUAUCGUUGUUAACUUUCAAGUCUUGCGCUCCGUAUUAUUUAUAACAAGCUCUGAUACAGCUGUUUCAAUUUGAGGGAUAAAAGCAAAAAGGUUCUAUCUUAUUCUUUAUUUAAUGUCCUAUAGAACUUUUGGCAUUCACCCAUCGAAGAAUUGUUAUUGUUUUAUCAAAAUAUUUGAGCACAUCAUCAACUAUUUCACUUUUGUAAGUUAACAACGAUGUUGUUAAUCACAUAGAGUUGUUGUUAAUUUUAACAAAGUUAUGGACAAUUGGCCCAAAGUAUUAUUGUUUUUUGUUUGAAGUUACUGUUAAGUCUGAAUAUACUACAGGAAUAAAAUAACUGUACAUGCAAAACCUUACCCCACAUAUUCUUAAAUUAUAACACAAGACAUAGCAACUUUUGAUGAUUAUUCAGAAGUCUGAAAAAUGUCACAUGUCAUUGGGGAAAUUGAAGAUGCCCCUCUGUAGCAGAGUGUUGUUGAUUUGUUGCAUAACUGUGGUCAACUAUAUGUAGCUACUCAACCACUACAUCUCAUUUUAGUCAGGUUUCUCAUCAAGCACAUUUCUUUUUCCCGCUAAUCGUUACUCUUAAGAAAUAGUUAAAAAAUUUAAGUGUGCACUUACAAAAUUAAAUGGGUUGAUACCCAACUGAGUUGUAUAACCAUUUUAUAUGUGUAAGUACAUUCUAACAUUCUUAGAGUUUUUUUAAUGGUUACAUCAUAUUGUGUGAACUACCAUAAGGCCAGCCACUAUUUUAUAUCUAUCGCUACACCUGAUUAAAUUACAAAAAAUGGCUGAUUUAUUGAAAUAAAUUAAUUUGAAAACUUAAGAAAUACUGCCUUCUCAUUGAAAGAAAAUAAUGUUGACCACUAAAUGUAUUUUGUCUGAUUUAUGUAAGUUCAUAUUUACAAAUUUUGCAUUACUUUUACCAAGUAUAAAAAUUGUAUAUGUUUGUAAAAAAUAUGCUGUCAGAACUGUGUUUUUUUCAUGCAGGGUUUUAAAUUCCAGUUCAUCGAUUCUAAAUGGACAUGCUUUUGUUGUUCUAGUGCACUUUUCUUGAAUAAUAAAAAGUAGAUAUUG
Mya arenaria is the source of this 9119-nucleotide messenger RNA. Its product is annotated as inositol-trisphosphate 3-kinase homolog. The transcript is spliced from 10 exons. The record is from RefSeq and is a predicted model, not a curated record. Lineage: Eukaryota; Metazoa; Mollusca; Bivalvia; Myida; Myidae. Gene Ontology annotation, biological process: inositol phosphate biosynthetic process. Gene Ontology annotation, cellular component: nucleus; cytoplasm. The coding region runs from base 597 to 2051 and encodes 484 amino acids. Gene Ontology annotation, molecular function: inositol-1,4,5-trisphosphate 3-kinase activity; inositol tetrakisphosphate kinase activity.